AUGACUAUGGAGGCAUCGAAUUUUGCGCUGGCGUCGCCAUCACUGGAAUCUCCUGUGAAGAAGCCCUCAACGUCAUCAUCAACUUCAUCUUCCAUCAAACUGGGUCUUUCAUCCAGGUCGCACGCCAAGUUGGCCGUUACGGAUACCCCAGAGCUGGUGAGAUUGUGCAAUCAUUACCUACAGACCAAGAAUGUGGGAGGUUUGGCCAUGAUUGCCAGACAGCGAGGUUUGCCUCCAGCGCUCCGUGCCAAGGCAUGGCCUGUUUUGUUGCGGUACCAUCCUUUUGUGAUUAACCCCUAUAUCACACCCGACUUUGAGGUGGAGCUUGAUGAGAACGACGAGACGCCAGUAUCUGAAGAUACGUCUGUGGCCAAGAUCAAGAGUGAUUUACGCAAGUACCUGAAGUCUUCCAGAGCCACUCUCGAACCAAAAAACCUCACACCUGAGCUGAGAGAGCUUUUCUCCACUCAGGAUGAGAUCUUCCAGACUAUCGAAAGGGCCAUCGUGAAGUUCAUGAAGAAAUGGGGUUCUAUUAUAAAUUACGACUCUGGUCUGGCUUGGGUUGCACUAGGGCUCGCCGAGUGGAUUCCGCCUUUGCCAGAUUCAAACUAUGUGCUCUGUGGAAGAAACGACAUCGCUAAGAAUGGAACGAAGCUAAGAAAUCUCCUCGACGACUUUUUCGAGAGACUGCCUGAAGACCAAUUGAAUAGCGUGAUAUCAACCCACUCUGUAUCCAGUUCACCCAAAUCUUCGGAUGGAUCUGUGGACGACCCCUCCUUUUUACUUCCUGAAACUGCCACCGACUACACGGUAAACGGCUCUAGUGGGUUGCGUUCUCCCUUCAGAGAAUACCCUUACAAGGUGAUGACUUUUGCAGAGAUAUACGAAAGACUGGUGUUGGUCAUUCUUCACUCACCAGAGCCACGUGAAGAAGAGACGACUGCUGGCCAGAACAAGGGCUCUCAGACCACGGAGGAGUCGUUGAUGAACACUCUGCCAAUGAAGGGAGGAUCUCCAAAUGAUCGUAUCGCGUUUUUCCUCUACUGUCUGCGAAAGUGUCUCCCCGAGUUAAACCAGUUUUUAAGCGAGGAGGACAUUCUGAACACGAACAGUCAGAAGGAUGACUGGAUUAUCUGGUGGCUCAAAUGGUGUGGUGCAAAAGCCUGGUCGCGUUAUGACCGUGGACGCGUCUGGGAUAUGCUUCUUGGUUGGAGGGAUUCUAAAUCUUUCUCGCAGGAAGACGUAUCCCGACUAGGACUCACUCCUCAAACAUCGGAGUUACUUGGUCCCGACUUCUUCUGGAAUCCUCUCUCUUUGAACAACACUUGCAGACCGUCGCUAAAGCCUCUUAUCUCGUCUCUAUCAUCUACAAACUUGUUGAGUAUGGGGUCCGGAGGGUCUCGAUCCUCUAGUGCAGACACUGAAUUGGUCCCUCCGGUUUCAGUGCUGGAUCCUCAUUUUGAACUCAUAUUCAUAUCUGUUGCGUUUCUGAAGUCGAAGGAGUUUGCACUUUUGGAACUUGAACAGAGCGAAAUACGAGAAUUUCUCAACAAAGCUUCAUCACAGACCGGUCCAAACUUUCAACACAUUCUGGAGUCCGAGUACAAAGCCAAGAUCAACGCCAAACUGGAUGCUAUGAAUGGAGUCGACCCUUCCACUGCGACACCUUCGCUGAACGAAUCGGUAGACACAUCGCAGCAUCCUCACUCAAUGACAUCCACAAACUUCAAACACAGAAAAUCUUCAAGAGACAUAGAGAACGUUAUAUACGAGGCCGGCGAGAUAUGGCGCAAAUGGCUAUGGCAGGAAACAGUUGACGAAAACAACUAA
Messenger RNA from Kuraishia capsulata CBS 1993, 1830 nucleotides. RefSeq lists its product as uncharacterized. The record is from RefSeq and is a predicted model, not a curated record. Bases 1 to 1830 code for a protein of 609 amino acids. NCBI's taxonomy places the organism in Eukaryota, Fungi, Ascomycota, Pichiomycetes, Pichiales, Pichiaceae. The transcript has a single exon.